UGAUUGGAAGCUAUUCUAAGAAACGUUGGUCCGGCAAGGGAGCCCAGCUUCAGGGAGGAAAUAGGAGGGACACAGGAAGGGAUAGGAAGGGACUAAUGAAGGGAUCGGUUCUGUGGGGAGCCCUUGGUGGUUAACACCUGGGACUUGUCCCAGUUCAGACUCUCAUUCCUCAAAGAACCGGUUUCAGUUCCAGCCAUGCUAGCUGCUGCGGGUUCCCUGGUGGCUGCUGUCUGGGCUGCGCUCCAUCUCAGGACUCUGUUGCUGGCUGCUGUCACCUUUCUGUUUUUGGCUGACUACCUCAAAAAUCGGCACCCCAAGAACUACCCACCGGGUCCGAGGGGUCUGCCCUUCGUGGGCAGCAUUUUCCAGCUGGACUUUGAGAAGCCCCACCUCUCAAUACAGCCGUUUGUGAAGAAAUAUGGGAACAUUUUUAGCCUGAAUCUUGGUGAUGUAAAUUCAGUAAUGAUAACUGGACUCCCCUUAAUCAAAGAAGUCUUUACUCACAUGGAAGAAAACAUUUUGAAACGCCCUAUCACUCGUACCCGAGAACGUAUCUCUAGUAACAAUGGAUUGGUCUUCUCCAGUGGCCAGACAUGGAAGGAGCAAAGAAGGUUUGCUCUGAUGACCCUGAGGAACUUUGGGUUGGGAAAGAAGAGCUUAGAGCAGCGUAUGCAGGAGGAAGCCCAAUACCUUGUGGAGGCCAUAAAAGAGGAGAAAGGACAGCCUUUUAACCCUCACUUCAGCAUCAACAAUGCAGUUUCCAAUAUCAUUUGCUCUGUCACUUUUGGGGAGCGCUUUGAGUACCAUGACAGUCAGUUUCAGGAGAUGCUGAGGCUACUGGAUGAGUCCACGUGUUUGGAGGCAUCAAUGACGUGCCAGCUCUACAAUAUUUUUCCAUGGAUAAUGAAAUAUCUUCCUGGAUCACACCAGACACUUUUCAGAAACUGGGAAAAACUGAAAUCAUUUGUUUCUUCUAUAAUUGACAAUCACCGGCGAGACUGGAAUCCUGAUGAGCCAAGAGACUUCAUUGAUGCUUUCCUCACGGAAAUGACAAAGUACCCAGAGAAGACUACAAGUUUCAAUGAAGAAAACCUCAUCACGAGUACUCUGGACCUCUUCUUUGCUGGAACAGAGACAACAUCCACGACCCUGCGCUGGGCUCUGCUCUUCAUGACUCUCUACCCAGAUGUCCAAGAAAAAGUACAGGCUGAGAUUGACAGAGUGAUUGGCCAGAAGAGACAGGCAAGCCUGGCGGACCGAGAGUCCAUGCCCUAUACCAAUGCUGUCGUCCAUGAGGUGCAGAGAAUGGGUAACAUCCUCCCUGUGAAUGUUCCCAGGGAAGUGUCAAAGGACACCAGUUUGAAUGGAUUCCACUUGCCAAAGGGCACUAUGCUUCUAACAAACCUGACUGCACUACACAGUGACCCCAAAGAGUGGGCCACCCCAGAAACCUUUAAUCCAGAGCACUUUUUGGAGAACGGACAGUUUAAGAAGAAAGAAUCCUUCCUGCCUUUCUCAAUGGGAAAGAGAGCCUGCCUAGGAGAACAAUUGGCCAGGUCUGAGCUGUUCAUUUUCUUCACUGCUCUUUUGCAAAACUUUACCUUCAAGCCCCCAGUCAAUGAGAAGCUGAGCCUGAAGUUCAGAAUGGGCCUCACCCUGUCCCCGGUCAGUCACUGUCUCUGUGCUGUCCCCAGACUGUGAUGCUGGAGAAGGAAGGAGAAAAAGAGUACAGGAAGAAAUGGUGGAUGUUCUGAAGCUUGCGGGCCUCGCUCAUAUGAGAAGAGAGUGAUGUCAGAGAAUGAAGGCAACUCAAGAAAUAGUGAAGGAAUUGGACUUAGAAAACUGAUUCAAGUUUCUAAACUAUUGACCCCUAAUUUGGUGGUGGGAAAAUCAAUUAUGAGCUCAGAGGCAUAUCAUUUUAUCUAAAAAUUGCAGGGGGGAAUGAUGAUUCCUCCUAUAAAGAAAAUGCGCUGAAAACAAAUUGCUGAAUUAAAAAUGCUAAGUGCAUCAUGAGUCGCAUCUCAAGAGUUGCGCCUUCAAUUUGUUUCCACCCUCCUUUCACAGACAUGCAUUUGUUUCUGGCACAUUGAGAUGUUAGUCUAAAGUGGUACAAAAGGACAAGAAGAAUCAGAAUUUACUUUCUGGUUGCAUGCAUAGAAAGAGGCCAUGAAGACUCUCCCAAAUGACAGGUGUGUCUCUAAUUAUGUAGCUCUACCUGAAUUAGGCCUGGAAGUCAGCUCUUUGAGUUUCCUCUAUUGAGACUUGUUUAGAUCUGUACCCCAUUUUUAAAUUAGUUUUUUGGACAUAGACUUUUCUUUAUAUAUUUUGGAUAUGAGAUGAUGAGUUGGUAAGUAUUUCUUUUCCCAUUCUGUAGGCUUCAUUCGGUGCUUUCUCAUUUGGUAAAAUUAUAUUGCUUCCCUAAUACCCACAUAUAUUCAUGGUGUCUCUAAAUGUGGAAGCCAAAUGACAGGAAUCACUUCCUCCACUUGGUAAGAAUAAAUGCAGCUGGACUUCAAAAUCAAGAACCAUUGUGAUAUGUUCCAUUUUUAUUAAUUUUAUCAAUAUUGUAUUAUACAUCAUAUAUCAGUGGUUAAUAUGAGGAGUUUCAGGCCUUACCCUUUCAGAGUAGAUAACCUAUUCUUGAUGGAAUUGGGAAAAAAGGAGAACAAACUCACAAAUAAGGUGACACUAGUGUUCUCAGCUUAAGAAUGAAUGCCCAAAAUAAAAAUUUGAAAACAUGUACAGCUCUAAACACCUCUCCUCACCUUCGUAUCUGCACAGCACAUGAAUGCUGUGGGGAUGGAAUUAUUUCUGAAACUUCCCAGCGGUGAUUUCUGUGUGUUAUGUGACAGGUGCUUCAGCCUUACACAUCCUGUCCCUUGUGUUGUUAAGUUUCAAACUCAGGACAAAUGGCUGAAGAGCCUAUUUACAUUAUCAAAGCAGACCCGGCCUCAAUGUACUUACUCUCAGAACAUCCCUCAGCCCCUACCUGUUACCCUGUCUCAUACCCUCAGCUCUCCAGCCCUGGGUUGCCCUUCCCGCAGAGACCCUUCCUAAAUAAUCAAGACCUUUUGUUUACCCACCACUUUUUUGUAUCUUUGGCCCUUGUUUACCAUGCCACUUGCCUACCUGCUUUCCUGUUUUCUUUCUCCCUUCCCAUCCCCCUCUCCACACAUGGCCCAGUUCAGUCUGGUCAUGUCCAAUCUGAACCCUCACAGAUAUCUGACUAUCCUCUCCCACAUCUGUAAUAAACAUUCUCUUCCACUAUAUCUAGGGGCAGUCCUGUCCUUUUUUCUUCAUUCACCCCCCCACACCCGCACACGCCACACACAAACUCUCUCUUCUGAUAAAAUGCUGCUUAAUGAUGAGACCUACAGCCUAAUGUGUGGUGCACACCUUUAGUUCCAACUCUGGGGAGGCAAAGGCAGGUGGAUCUGUGAGUAUAUGAAUACCUUGCCUGCAUGUAUGUCUGUGCAUUACAUGCCUGCCUGGUGCUCACAGAGGCCAGAAGUGGGCAUUCGAUUUCCUAGACAGGGAGUUACAGAAAGUUGUGAGCAGGUAUGUGGGGGCUAGAACUAGAACCCAGAAGAUCUGGGGAAGCUGCCUUAUCACUCAAGCAUCACUCCAGCUGUGGUCAAUUUUCCUUUUGUCCUCUUUUUAAAUGAUUUUUCUUAUUGACUUAAUGAUGCAAAGAGAAAAACAUGCUCUGCCAAAUCACAUAUUCUGAGACAUCAUCUGGGUCAUCUCAUCCACAUGAAACAAUGGCAGACAGAACUGAUUGACACAGUCUUGAAUCAGAAGGACAGAUUUUAGAAGUAAUUUGACCUGCUCCUUUUAAUAUGGUUGGUAACAACAUAAAACUUAGUGAUAUAAUUCCGCAGAACUAGAAGGAUAUAUAGGCAAAGGGCUGAUAUAAAUGGAAAAAAAUCAUUCAUCUCAGUACUUGGCUUCUGGAUUCUUCUCAAGUUGAAGCACAGCUGGGUGGUAAACAUGGCCACUGAGGAGUCAUUAGUUUCAAACAGGUUUUCUGUUGCUCCCAGAGCUUCUUCAUUGGGCAUUUUUUUAAAAAAAGGAAAUUAGAAAUUUACUUGAUUUUUAUGCAUAAAUCACUGUUCUUUUAAAAUAAAAAUAUAUUUGCUUA
Messenger RNA from Alexandromys fortis (reed vole), 4141 nucleotides. Its product is annotated as cytochrome P450 2J4. The coding region runs from base 196 to 1701 and encodes 501 amino acids. Gene Ontology annotation, cellular component: intracellular membrane-bounded organelle; cytoplasm. Gene Ontology annotation, biological process: xenobiotic metabolic process. Gene Ontology annotation, molecular function: iron ion binding; oxidoreductase activity, acting on paired donors, with incorporation or reduction of molecular oxygen, reduced flavin or flavoprotein as one donor, and incorporation of one atom of oxygen; heme binding. Lineage: Eukaryota; Metazoa; Chordata; Mammalia; Rodentia; Cricetidae. The record is from RefSeq and is a predicted model, not a curated record. The transcript is spliced from 9 exons.